GUAGUACUGAAUGCACCCAAUAAUUCAUCAUGGCGAAAGACUUGAACGUAUGUUUUGUGAUUUUAUGAGGUUGGCCGACAGUUUCGAGCAAGGGUUAAUCGAGUUACAAUAUCUGUAGAGUGCACAAAUAACAGCUAGCUGCUGCAUUUGGUCACGCUUUGAGCAUCGGGGCUGUAACAAUGGAGCAGGAGAAACAUUUGACUGAACAAGAGACUCGAAAACCGGUCACAAAAGCUACUGCGAGGCAUCUUCGUCGCAAGCGGCUCAAAGAUGCUCGAAGAGCCGAGGAACGACAGUAUCUUGAUAUUCUCAACGGAGUGAGCAGCCACAUCAAGGACGAAGAGGCGAACGGUACGACAAAGAACAGUGCGGACAUAAGUGACAAAUCGUCAUUAACGUCGCAGCAAGCAGCUCUGGAACUGGCGUCCGCCGGAUUGGACAAGUCUGUGUUUUCGCAUUCAUCGGUAAAUCUAUCCUUGUCAGAUCCGUUGAAUGAUCUUACCAUCGCCGCUAUUCUGAAGAAACUCGCGAGCUUAGAAAGCAGUCAUGCUGCAACGAAUCUUCCUCCCUCGUACUGCUCGUCCAACGUGGUCGACGAAGCGAAAUCUGUAAAUGGAGCGGAAGAUAAUUUAUCUCAGACGACAAACGGUAAGAAGAAAAGGAAGAAGAGGAAGAAGUGUGCGAAAUCGUCUACUGUCGGCGCGACGUUAGAUGAGGAUUUGCAGAACACAUCCUCGUCGAAUUCUGAAUCGAGUGUCUCCAAUUUGAACUGUGAUUCCAAUUGUUCCGCCAGUAGAUUAGACUCCGAUUCAGUGGGAAACGGGCAAAUCUUGAGACAAAACGUCCUUGUGAACGUCGCCGACCACUCCAUGCAAAGAGACAUCGAGACUGAGAGUAUUGAUAUUAAGAAUGACCAAGUGGAGAUGAGCACAACAAAUCACUGCGUAAAUCACUUAUCAGCGAAUACUGUGAACGGUGGCAGUAUUACAGGAACGAGCAGUGGCCAGAGCGAUUCGGGCGCCGAAUCUAAGGGCGAAGAGACAAACGCGUCUUCGUUGGCAUCUCCGACCGCCAGCACAGCGGAAGAAACGUUUCAUUCCUCGACAAAGACGAGAGAGAAAAUGAGUGCGCAGCACGGGGCGAAUAAGGCUGCCAAGAUGAAAGCGAGCAAGGUAGCGGGAUCCACGAACAGAAACAAGUCUUCGACAGCCGACGAUAAAAGCCUGGGGAAGGGCACGGAAACGGAGACUGUCAAAGACGUAGUGGCGAGUAAAACUGACGUCGUAGCUGACUCGCAGAGCUCACAGUCCGCGAGGAGAACUAAGAACUCCAAACAGAACAGUAUCCAAAAUGACUCGAGUGCCACUUCCAAGAGCGAGAAGUCGAAUGGGUCUCCGCAGAAACCAGUUUCUUCGACCAAGAAGGCAAAUGUAAAAGCUAGCAUUCCGGAAAAAACGAAGGAAGAAGUUAAAGCGCAACGGCAGGCGAAGAAAGCGGCUAAGAUGAAGGCGAAGAGCAAGAAGGCAGCGGAAAGUACGGGUACGGAUAAUAACGAUGUCCAGCAUGAGUCUGCAACGGCUGAUUGUACGAGCCCGAGUAAGAGCGCGGAAACGAAAAUUCUCGGAGACGUGGCGAGGGAUUUGCGAAAGGCGACCGUUGUGGACGAUACGCAGAGUUCGCAGUCUGCGAGAGAAAGUGAACCCAAGCAGAAUGCGGAAGAAAACGAUAUCCAAAGUGGCCUAAUCGCCACCUCCGGCAACGAGAAGUCGGACUAUUGUGCGCAGGAAUCAAUAUCUUCGAUCAAGAUGAUUAAUGAAGAAUCUAGUCUUCCGGAAAAGACAAAGCCUGUAACUGAUUCGCAGAAUUCGCAGCCCGUGAAAGAGAUUGAGUCCAAGCAGAUCACAGGAGGAAACGAUAUCCAGAGUGAUCCAGCCACCGUCUUCAAGAGCGAAGAGUUGAGCGCGUCACCGCCUUCGAUCAAGAUGGCAGAUAACAAAUCGAGUCUUCCGGAAAAGACGAGAGAGGAAGUGAAGGCGGAACGUGAAGCAAAGAAGGCGGCUAAGGCAGCCGCCAAGGCGAAGGCGAAGGGCAAGAAAACAGGAGAAACCACAGACGAUGUUGAGACCGAACACGAAGUCUCGAUAGGAAGCGUCACAACGAAGCCCGUUGUGACCGACGUGCAGAGCUCACAGGAAACUAACGUCGUGGUGACGUCGUUACAGAGUCCUCAACCCGCGAGGGAAGCUGAGAAGAGCUCCAAAGAGACUCAACAUCCUCUGACUGUUCAGCCCGCAAAUGUCGAGUCUUCAGCCGUCUCUAGACAAGACAGUGCGAUUUCCGACGAGAAGAGCGAAGGUAAGAGUAAGGCGGAGUUGCGCGCUGAACGAAGAGCCAAGCAAGAGGCUCAGAGAGCGGCGAAGCAGCUUCAACAGUCCGCAGCGAAGCAACAAGAAACCUCGACGAAGCAGCAACCGCCCUCGACGUCGCAGCAGUUAUCUUCGGCGAAGAGCGGUGUGAGGAGUCAAGAAGCUCCUCUGGUGAAGCCGCAGCAAGCAGCCGGUGAGACUGCGAGCGCGAAGAGAGUCGUGAAAAGGGACAAUGACCACGAGGUGAACCUGUUCAAGCAUCUGUACAACGAGAGGGAGCUCUCUCUGGACAGCGUGCCCGUCAAUUCAAACAUUCACCCGGCGAUCAUAGGUUUGGGCGCGCAAUACGCGGGCAGGACGAUCGUCGGCAGCAACGCGAGGUGCGUCGCGUUGUUGGCAGCUGUCAAGCAGGUAAUCCAGGACUUUGUAAAGCCAGAGCAAGCGGACUUCACCCGCAGCCUCGAAGUGUGCCUGCGGGAUUUGCUCGCGUACUUGCAUCGUUGCCGGCCAGUGGCCGUUUCAAUGCAGAACGCAAUGCGUCAUCUCAAAUGGCACAUGACGACCUUCCCAAUCACCAUAUCGACGGAUGAGGCAAAAUCUAAGUUGACAGGCAUAAUAGACACUUACAUAACAGAACAGAUUGAACUUGCUGGCAAAGCAAUAUCCAUAACUAUACAAACUAAGAUAUCAAAUGGAGAUAUCAUUUUAAUUUAUGGAUUCUCAUCUUUAAUCUGUAACAUAUUAGUGGAUGCUCAUGCUGCGGACAAAAAGUUCCGCGUCAUCGUAGUCGACGGCAGACCGUGGCUGGAGGGUAGAGAACAAUUAAGACGUCUAGUAAAACACGGAAUUGAUUGUUCAUACAUGUACAUCAAUGCUGUGAGCUUCAUCAUGCCAGAAGUUAGCAAAGUCUUUCUUAGUGCUCACACAAUAUUGGCCAAUGGCGCAGUGAUGUCGCGAGUUGGAACUUCGCAGAUCGCUCUCAUAGCGAAGGCUUUUAACGUGCCGGUUUUAGUGGCAUGUGAGACGCAUAAAACAUGCGGACGAGUGCAGACCGAUUCCAUCGUGUACAACGAACUUGGUAACGCGGAUGACCUCGUAAAUUCGCAUCGCAGCUCGAAAAAGUCUCUGCUCACUAACUGGCGAGCAAGAAAAUCGCUGAAUCUCCUGAACAUCACCUACGACGUAACUCCAGCUGAUCUCAUCACUGCCGUCGUCACAGAACUGGCUAUUCUGCCAUGCACCAGUGUUCCUGUGAUCCUACGAAUUAAACCUUCAGAGUUUUAAAUUUGUGUUAUAUUUAUCUCCGUCUCUCUCAAAUGUAAAGAACUUACUUCCUUAAAUUGUCUUAAAUGUGUAUUAAAAAAAAAAAAGAUUUUAUCUGUGAAGUUCCUAAAUACUGAGAAAAGUUAAAAAUGUACGAAUAUAAUUAGAAAAAAAGAAAAACAAUGCACACUAAAGAAGGGGACUUUGUAGGAUUUUUAAGUACCAGGAUACUUAGAUACUACUUACUUAUUUUUUUUGUCAUUUAAAGAUUUCGAUAAUUCAUUCUAAAAUGAAAUUUCUUUAUAUACAAGCUUGCCAAGAAGAUAUGAUUAAGUAGAAAUAAAGAUUAUAUAUGUUUGGCACAAUUGAAGGGGGCUUCCUAAUAUAUAAUCUUUUCUCAAAUAUAUACUUAAGACGUUUUCUGGAAGUAGGCUCUUCGUCUUAUAUGAUGUUAGGAAACUAACACUUACUAGGAAAGGAUUAUAUACGUAUUAUUUGGAAAUUGCUAAAUACAACAUGUAUGGUGUGUAUUUGUUGCGCGACACCGUAACGACUGGAAAAUGAUCACUCAAUAAGUAUAUAUAUCUUGUAAAGUAGACGAGUUAAUAUUGGCUGCGUUCAAUUUUACGCAUUGUACGCACAUUUUCUACAGUAUAUGUGACAUGAACUAUAGAUAAAUGUGCGCAUAUGCGUAACACGGAACGCGGCCAUUGAUUGAUUCAUAUUGCUACGUAUAUAAGUAUAUAAAAAAAUAUAUUACGUUGUGUGUGUAUAUAUAAAUAUAUGUAUAUAUGUGUGUGUAUAUAUGUAUGUGUAUAUAUAUAUGUAUAUAUAUAUGUAUACACACACACGUUAGAAUAAACUUUCUAAAUCAAAUUGCGGCUGCGGAUAUUAGUGAGUUUCGCUUAGCAGGUACCUAACGGGCUUUCUAACGACGAGUGUAUUGAUUACUGUUUUAUAUAUCUAACGAUACGAUGCUAUUUAAUGCAGUGCAAUGCAACACAAAACACGUUAGUUAUAAAAAAUGAAAGGUUCGUUUUUCAUGGAGUUGACUCAUUUUUAAGAAAAUUUUAUUUCCUAAGUUUGAUUUCUGUGUUAUUCACUUUCGUGUUUUAUUGUUUAUUUGCUUUGUUUUAUUAAAGAUUUAUAAGACAGUCAUAAAUU
Molecule: messenger RNA, 4793 nt
Organism: Odontomachus brunneus
Lineage: Eukaryota; Metazoa; Arthropoda; Insecta; Hymenoptera; Formicidae
Gene: eIF2Bdelta
Product: translation initiation factor eIF-2B subunit delta
Exons: 7
Coding region: 180-3650 (1156 amino acids)
Source: RefSeq, a predicted model, not a curated record